This is a messenger RNA of Quercus lobata, 981 nucleotides long. RefSeq lists its product as uncharacterized. Gene Ontology annotation, molecular function: nucleic acid binding; RNA-DNA hybrid ribonuclease activity. Bases 1 to 981 code for a protein of 326 amino acids. Lineage: Eukaryota; Viridiplantae; Streptophyta; Magnoliopsida; Fagales; Fagaceae. The record is from RefSeq and is a predicted model, not a curated record. The transcript has 4 exons.
AUGCAGUUUCCUAAAUCUGCUUCUUGGGCAGCUAUAAGUAUAUUCAAAUGCAGAGAUGUCCUUAGAAAUGGGCUUUGCCAUAAGAUUGGGAAUGAAUGGGGUACGUGUAUGUGGGAAGACCCAUGGUUUCCUAAAAUCCCAAGAUUUAUUCCCACCAGCUCCAAUGACACAAGUAGCAGUGAUGUUUAUGUGGCUUGUCUCGUUGACCAUGACUCAAGACAAUGGGAUCAUGUCAAGUCAGCUUAUAUGUCAAUCAUCCAACCCCAGUUAACUGGCCCAAAUCCUCUUAGUAUCAAAGAAAUGAGAGGUUUAUGGAAUCUUAAGGUCCAUGCCAGAUUCAAGAAUCUCCUGUGGAAGAUGGUUUGGAGGACGCUUCAUGUAUGGCUUAUGGCUCCAUGGCCUUUAAAUAUGUCUAAUUUAUCUCAUAUUGAUAUUAUAGAAUGGGUAAAAUGUAUCAUUGAUCCCAAAAUGAAAUUGGGAAUAAGGGAUGAGGAAUCCCUUCAUUUCCAAUUAUAUGCCUCAAUUGUGUGUGACAGGAUUUGGAUGCAGAGGAAUAAGGCUAGAUUUGGUGAAGAUAUUGGUUCAGUGGUAGAUUUUGCUAGGAAAAUUCAGAACUCUUUUAAUGAACAAAAAGCCGCUUGGGAAGAAGUUUGUGGGGAAAAACUAGAAUUGAUUGAGUCUAGUUGGAUCCCUCCUCCUACUGGUUGGGUGAAAUUAAAUUUUGAUGCUGCCAUAAGAGAGAAUAAAACUUCAGUUGCAAUGGUGGGCAGAGACAAUCGUGGCAGAGUUGUUUUGGAUUGGAUUGACAUUUUGGACACAGGAAGCCCCCUGUGGAGUGAAGCUAAAGCGGUCUAUGCAGCGGUUAAUAAAGUAGUUGAAGUUGGGCUCAAAAAAGUUAUAAUAGAAGGUGAUGCUUGGAAUGUUAUUGAACCUCUUAAAGACAAAAAGUCAUCAUCUGAUUGGACUAUUGAUAGAGGGUAA